AUGACGCCGCCGCCAGCCGCCGAGGACGACUUGGCUCUGGUCGGGUCCUGGCUGGAAUCGAACCCUACGGUGGUCGAACGUUGGCUGAAGGAACACGCCUCCCCCGAGCUAAGGCAGCGUUUUCAGAAAGCUCUUCUCUCACCGGUGCAGGCGGUCAAGAACUCCAACGUUUCCUCUGACAUAUUUCAGUUGUGGUUGGCAGCUUCGCCGAACAAUGAUGAACAACAGCAUCUUCAGAAUGUCCGUCCUAAACAUGAUCUUGCAUCCAUGGAGGAGUCGGAACUCUUCAUGGAACUCAUCCGAGAUGUCGCCAACGAGCUCGACAUCGACGUACUUUGCUUCAAGAUAUUGAAGAACGUCAGCAUCCUCACACAUGCAGACAGGGGUUCCCUGUUUCUUUCGAGGAUAUCCGGGAAUGAGAGGUACCUCGUAGCGAAAUUGUUUGACGUGAGGCACGAUACGUCACUGGAAGAGGCUGUUAAGUUGGCUAGAUCGGAGGAGAUUAGAAUUCCUUUUGGAGUGGGAAUUGCCGGAACAGUUGCACAAAACAAAACGUUAAUAAACAUUAAGGAUGCGUACAAGGAUCCCCGUUUCAAUAGCUCAAUCGACCUGAGGACUGGCUAUAAAACAAAUUUAAUUCUGUGUAUGCCCAUCUGCAAUUACGAGGGCGACGUUAUCGGGGUGGCCCAGAUAAUAAAUAAAACGAACGAUUCCCAGGAGUUUACCGCCCAUGAUGUCGAGGUUUUCCAAAGGUAUCUAACUUUCUGCGGUAUUGGGAUACAGAACGCACAACUUUUCGAAGUUUCGGUUUUGGAAUAUAAGAGAAAUCAGAUAUUACUCAACUUGGCUCGUAGCAUUUUCGAGGAACAGAAUAAUCUGGAAUGCCUGGUAACGAAAAUAAUGCGAGAGGCUCAAGAUUUAUUAAAAUGUGAAAGAUGCGCCGUCUAUCUUUUAGACCUCGACUGCUGUGAGGCGAAUCAUUUGGAACGCAUAGUGGAACGACCCGGCAGAAUAGUUCAACGUCAUGCACCUUUGAAUAGGGUGGAAAGUCGAACUGUGACUGCGGAAGAUAUGAGGGAGAAUGGUUUAAGGAAACCCAGUUUAUUUACGACUGUAUUUGAACUCAGAGAAGGGGGAACACAGACGCUGGUUUCUAGACCCUCGUCCUUUGACCUAGCUAGCUCGACAAUGGCCCAAAUAGCGGGCUACGCUGCAUCAACCGGUCAAAUCCUCAAUAUCGGCGACGUGAGAGCCUGGCUGAAGGAAAAACACAGCGAGGGGGACGCUGAAUCGGCGAGAACGAUUCUUUGCAUGCCUAUAAUAAAUGGCCAAAGGACGCUUAUAGGUGUCGCCCAGUUAAUAAAUAAAGAAAACAACGCACCAUUUACAGACUGUGAUGUUUCGCUUUUCGAGGCAUUCGCAAUUUUCUGCGGUCUCGGUAUACACAACACCCAAAUGUAUGAGAAUGCCUGCAAGUUAAUGGCCAAACAAAAAGUUGCCUUGGAAUGCCUUUCAUAUCAUGCCACAGCCAGCAUUGACGCCACGGAAAAACUCUUGAAGGAGGAUAUUCCCACCGCGGACUGCUUUAAUUUGUACAGUUUUACGUUUAUCGACUUUGAUCUUUCAGAUGCCGACACUUGCAAGGCUACGAUAAGGAUGUUCCUCGAAUGUAAUUUGGUACAGCAGUUUCACAUUCCAUAUGAGGUUCUUUGUCGGUGGAUACUGAGCGUAAAGAAAAACUACAGACCCGUGAAGUAUCACAAUUGGAGGCAUGCCCUUAACGUGGCUCAAACAAUGUUCGCCAUGUUCAAGACCGGAAAAAUGGAAAGGUUUAUGAGCGACUUGGAGAUACUGGGACUGCUGGUAGCUUGUCUCUGUCACGAUUUGGACCACCGAGGCACGAACAACGCAUUCCAAACGAAAACCGAUUCACCUCUGGCUGUUUUGUACUCGACGAGCACCAUGGAGCACCAUCACUUCGAUCAGUGCGUCAUGAUUCUAAAUACAGACAGCAAUAAUAUAUUUCAAGCGUUGUCCCCUGAAGAUUACAGAAAAGUGAUGAAAAUGGUGGAAACGGCAAUUUUAUCCACGGAUCUAGCCAUGUAUUUUAAAAAGAAAAAUAAGUUUUUAGAACUUAUAGACAAUGGCGAAUUUGACUGGCAGAGCGAAGACAAAAAAGAAUUGUUAUCUGGAAUGAUGAUGACAGCAUGCGACGUAAGUGCUAUUGCAAAACCGUGGGAUGUUCAACAUAGGGUGGCAAAACUAGUUGCUGAUGAAUUUUUCGAUCAAGGAGACCUGGAAAAAAUGCAGCUUAAGGAACAACCAAUCGCAAUGAUGGAUCGCGAACGGAAAGAUGAGCUACCCCAGAUGCAAGUGGGUUUUAUCGACGUGAUUUGUUUACCACUCUAUAGAGUGCUGUCAGAGACAUUUCCAUGGGUGAAACCACUAUAUCAAGGAACGUUAGAAAAUCGCCAACACUGGCAAGAUUUAGCAGAAAAGGUAGAAAUGGGUCUUACGUGGAUUGACCAUGAUACCAUAGAUAAACCCGUAGAAGCCUUCACAGAUCCGGAAGAAACCAAAGAUAUAGAACUGACUGUCCAAACCCUUCACACCGUGUCAACUGCUCCUCCUAUAGAAGUAAAGAAACGAAGUAAACAUAAAUUUUGUUGCUUAUUGUGACAAAAAUUUGAUAAAGUAUUUGAUUUAUAACACUUUCGUCACUUACAUUAUUAGAUCAAAUUAUAAAAUGCUCAUAACUUUCGAAAUGUAUGUACUUAAAAGGUAGAUACAUGAUUUUAUACAGAUAAAGUUUGGUGAUGCUUAGGAAAAUCAACUAAAAGACAUUUUGUAAUAAAAAAAUUUGUAAACCAGAAAAUUGUAUAUAGUAAAUAUUGUUAAAUAAAUAGUAAAAUACCUAGUAUAAAGUA
Anoplophora glabripennis (Asian longhorned beetle) is the source of this 2927-nucleotide messenger RNA. RefSeq names its product cGMP-specific 3',5'-cyclic phosphodiesterase. The transcript is spliced from 14 exons. Gene Ontology annotation, molecular function: protein binding; 3',5'-cyclic-nucleotide phosphodiesterase activity. NCBI's taxonomy places the organism in Eukaryota, Metazoa, Arthropoda, Insecta, Coleoptera, Cerambycidae. Gene Ontology annotation, biological process: signal transduction. The coding region runs from base 1 to 2679 and encodes 892 amino acids. The record is from RefSeq and is a predicted model, not a curated record.